UGGCGGGGUGGGGGAAACCUAGAAAUGGCGAGCAGAGGAGGAGCUAGUCGGGCUGGAUGGGGGGAGAAUCGGGUCCCCUGCCACGAGGCUGGCAGCGAUCUGCACACCGGAGGGACAGAAAAGGAAACUGAGGGUUAGGUGAUUUGCCCCAGGUGGUACAGGAAGGGGCAGAGCUGGGAUUGAAACCAAGAUGACUGGACUCCCAAUCUAAUAGUCUUUCCAUCUCACCACAUUACUUCCCACACUGGAUCCUCAAGGAAAGACUCACCUCCCUGCCCACUGGACACUCUGACCUCCAGAACCUUAUUCAGUGGAGGAUGUCACAGGCUGCCCAUGUUCAGGAGCUCUUCCAUGAGGAAGCCCAUCAGGGUUCCCUGGCUCAGCCCCAGCCGUGGUGGAAGAUCCAGCUGUUCGUUUGGGAGCCGGUGCUUUUUGGGACGUGGGAUGGAGUGUUCACAUCCUGCAUGAUCAAUAUUUUUGGUGUUGUCCUUUUCCUGAGGACCGGCUGGCUGGUGGGGAACACCGGAGUGGUCAUGGGCAUGAUCUUGGUCUCCUUUGUCAUCCUCGUUGCCCUGGUGACUGUCCUGUCUGGCAUCGGCGUUGGGGAACGAUGCAGCGUUGGGAGUGGCGGUGUCUACUCCAUGAUUUCUUCUGUCCUAGGUGGGCGGCUCGGAGGCACUUUUGGCCUGCUCUAUGUGUUUGGGCAGUGUGUUGCAGGCGCCAUGUACAUCACGGGCUUUGCGGAAUCCAUGGCGGCCGUGCUGGGCCUCAGGACCAUCUGGGCGGUGCGAGGCAUUUCCCUGGCGGUGCUGGCGGGGCUGCUGGGCAUCAACCUUGCUGGCGUGAAAUGGAUAGUGCGCCUGCAGCUGCUGCUGCUCUUCCUGCUGGCCGUGUCCACGCUGGACUUCGUGGCGGGCUCGUUCACACACCUGGACCCAGGUAAGCGCCUCGCGAUGGAGGCUGAGCGAGCCCUCGUCCUCGGUGAGCCAGUUGUGCUUCCUGAGGCCGAGUGGGCUCCGAGCUGACUGUGGCCGGGUCCGUUGGGGUGUGUAACGAAGGGGAGUCCGGCUACUUUGCCUGAAAGAAUGUGGCCUGUGCAAGGUGAGCGGUACUAUUUUGUGAUCUCAUGCUCUGAACGUCCAGACUUUGCCCAGGCAGGAUUACUUGAGACAGCAGGUAGCGGACUUUUCCGAUGACUUUGUGUGCUUUUAAAAACCUCCUUAUUAAAAAAGCCAACUUUAAAUCUUAAAGAAGAAAGUAGGUAGUUCUCAAAAGCAAUAUUUUAGGGGCUAGCUAGGUGGUUCGAUAGAUCAAGAGCCAGGCUUAGAGAUGGGAGGUCCCGGGUUCAAAUUUGGCCUCAGACCCUUCCUAGCUGUGUGACCCUGGGCAAGUCACUCAUCUAGCCCUUACUGCUUUUCUGCCUUGGAAUCAAUAUAAAAAAAAAGGAGAAUGAAUACUGUGUAUUGGUUCUAAAGCAGAAGAGUGGUAAGGGCUAGGCAAUGGAAGUUAAGUGACUUCUCUGCCUUGGGACCAAUAUACUGUAUUGAUUUGAAGACAAAAGGUACGGGUUAAAAAAAAAAAGCAAUAUCUUAAAAAAACACCUAGAUACAGUUUGGUGUCUUUUAUUUUACUCUGCACUGGCUAGUCGUGAUCAGUUCUUACUCUAGCAUGGAUUUUCUUUCUAGAUCUUUCUAGAAUCUUCUCUCUUUUCACCUUGAAUCUUUAUUUGUUAUUGUUCCAUUGUUUCAAUCAUGUCUGGCUUUUUGUGACCCCAUUUGGAGUUUUUGUUGUUGUGGUUUUGGCAAAAAUACUGGAAUAGUUUGCCAUGUCUUUCUCCAGCUCAUUCUAUAGAUGAGGCAAACAGGGAUAAGUGACUUGCCCAGGGUCACACAGCUAGUGAGUAUCUGCAGCCAUAUUUACCUCAUGAAGGUGAGUCUUCCAGAGUCCAUGCCCAGCACUCUAUCCACUGUGCCACCUAGCUAACCUUGCAUCUUUAUACUUCAAGUUACAGACAAUUCAGAGGUGGGCCAGGUGAGUCCUGCUUUCAGCUCGAGUGCUUCAGGGCUGCAGAUCCUUUGGGGAUCAAAAAGCCUUGCCUUCCUUCUUUUCCAAUGGGCAGAAGUGCCCCGGACCGUGGCACAUUAGGGUGCCCACUGGAGGCUCCAUAGUUGGGAAGACCCGCCCUUCACGAAGUCUCCAUGCCGUACUUCUGCGCUUUCUCUUCAUUAGAUCUCAUACUUCUUCCAAGCCUUCUGCCCAGUAUGGUUUGUUCGGAGCUCUACGCUUUGGGAGAGAAAGAAAUGUGCUCAUUUAUUAAUUAAAACACAGACUACUAGUUUCCCUUUCCAAAUGCCAUUCUCUCCUGCUCGUACUUGUAAUGAUUAGCACAUGUAGAGCACUUUGAAGGUUGUCAAGCACCUUGCACAUGUUCUCUCAUUUGAUUUAAUCUUCCUAACAACUCUAUGAGAUAGAUAGAAUUAUUGCCUCCAUUUUACAGGUGAGGAAACUGAGGCUG
Molecule: messenger RNA, 2515 nt
Organism: Monodelphis domestica (gray short-tailed opossum)
Lineage: Eukaryota; Metazoa; Chordata; Mammalia; Didelphimorphia; Didelphidae
Gene: SLC12A8
Product: solute carrier family 12 member 8
Biological process (GO): potassium ion import across plasma membrane; cell volume homeostasis; potassium ion homeostasis
Cellular component (GO): membrane
Molecular function (GO): potassium:chloride symporter activity
Source: RefSeq, a predicted model, not a curated record